AUGAUAGGGGAGGCAUUUACUUCCAAAGAUCCAAAGAAGAUCGACGGGGCUCCUACUUGUUCUGCCAACUACCAAACUAUUAAUGAAAGUGGGUCAACCCAAUCUCUCACUAAAACAUCACUAGGCAGUGCACAGAAAGAUACUCCACCAAACCCACCAUCUUUGCCGAAUGAAGUUAUUGCAAACAAGACUCCAUCCGCGACUUCAACAACAGUUGAUGUUGAGAUAAAGGACCACCGUGGCAUCCAAGUAACAAUGUUCGGGACUCUUCCCUACAGGCAGCAUCCAAGCAAGCAUUUGAGUGUUCCACAAACUAAGCCCACACCUGAAAAGCCAUGGAGCCAAGUAUUAAAGCAGAAUGCUAUGGAAAAAUCCAGCUCUCUGCAACAACACCCUUCUGAGAGCAGCAAGAGGCUGGUCAGACUCAAGCAGAGGAAAUUGAUAGGAGGUUACCAAGCUUCUUCCUCAGUCACGAUCAAGAAUAAUAUGGGAAUGGUUAUCCAAGGUGGCGCCUCUAACUCUUCUCAACAAGAUAUUUUGGGUCAUGAUCACCAUAUCACUAAGAUAACAGUCAAUGAGAGUACCCCUCCUCAACUGCUCAUGCAAGUUGGUGUUAUUUUGGCAUCUAACAAAUUUGAGGAGCUCACAAAGAGGGGGCAAAUUGUGGUUGAUUUAAGAGUGAAGAUUGAGCUUGAAAACAAAC
Ilex paraguariensis (yerba mate) is the source of this 703-nucleotide messenger RNA. The record is from the annotation of a GenBank genome assembly. NCBI's taxonomy places the organism in Eukaryota, Viridiplantae, Streptophyta, Magnoliopsida, Aquifoliales, Aquifoliaceae.